This is a messenger RNA of Akanthomyces muscarius, 1959 nucleotides long. RefSeq lists its product as uncharacterized. Bases 1 to 1959 code for a protein of 652 amino acids. Gene Ontology annotation, molecular function: hydrolase activity. The transcript has 5 exons. Gene Ontology annotation, cellular component: cytosol. Gene Ontology annotation, biological process: nucleotide catabolic process. NCBI's taxonomy places the organism in Eukaryota, Fungi, Ascomycota, Sordariomycetes, Hypocreales, Cordycipitaceae. The record is from RefSeq and is a predicted model, not a curated record.
AUGAAGUCAAUUGGUUUUCUCAGCGGCCUCGUCGCUGCGGUCGUUGGCCCAAGCCUAGUCGCCGCCUGUGGCGAUGAGGAACACAGCUGCUACGGACCUCAGCACAACGUCGAGUAUGUUCGUCAGGUCAAGCGCAUGCAGCCCGGCGCACCGAAUGCGACCCACGGACCCAAAGGGCCUCUUGAAUGGGGCCAGAUAAACUUUUUGCACACGACCGACACUCACGGUUGGCUCGAAGGCCACCUCAAGCAGGGAAACUAUGGCGCCGACUGGGGCGACUUUGUGACGUUUAGCCGGCGCAUGAAGCAGACGGCCGGCAACAUGGGCGCCGACUUCCUCCUCAUCGACACGGGCGACCUGCACGACGGCACGGGGCUGUCGGACGCCACCAAGCAGGACGGCGAGCUGUCCAUGCCCAUCUUUGACGAGGUGGCCUUUGACCUGCUGACGAUUGGCAACCACGAGCUGUACGUGACCGAGGUGGCGUACCAAAUGUUCAACACCUGGGCCAAGAAAUGGGGCGACCGGUACGUCACGUCCAACGUCAAGAUCCUCAACCCGCAGACCAACGAGUUCGAGUACGUCGGCGCCACGCACCGCUACUUCACCACCGACAAGGGCCUGCGCAUCAUGGCCUUUGGCGUGCUGUUUGACUUUACCGGCAACUCCAACGUCUCGCAGGUCAUCAAGGCCGCCGACAUGGUCCAGGAGCCAUGGUUCGUCGACGCGCUCAACACAAAGGAGCCCGUGGACCUGUUUCUGCUGACCGGGCACAACGCCAUCAGCCCCAAGGACCAGGGCAGCACGUUCAAGACGGUGUGGGACGCCAUCCGCAAGGUGCACCCGGCCAAGCCCAUCACCAUGUUUGGCGGCCACAGCCACAUCCGCGACUUUGCCGUCUACGACGAGAACUCGGUCGGCAUCGAGGCCGGCCGCUACUGCGAGACGCUCGGCUGGGUCUCCAUGUCGGGCUUUGACGCCUCCAACAGCGGCUACAAGGGCAUCAAGAACCCGCACGGCGUGCCCAACCCCACGCGCCCGGCCAAGGAGGGCGUCAAGUCCAUGUUCACGUAUGCCCGCCGCUACCUGGACUGGAACCGCAACACCUUCAUCUACCACUCGAGCCAAAAGGCGCCCACGUACGACUACCACUCAGGCAGCCGCGUCACCAAGGAGAUUACGGAUGUCCGCGAGAAGCUGCGUCUCGGCGACGUCUACGGCUGCGCGCCCAAGUCGUGGUGCAUGGAGUGCGCGCCCUUUGACAGCGAUCAGAAUUUGUUCCCCGGUGUAAUCAUCCCGGCCGUGUCCAAGAUUGUCGUGCGCCCCGAGCGCAAGGACAAGGCGCGCAUCAUCCUCGGCAACACGGGCAGCGUGCGUUACGAUAUCCCCAAGGGUCCCUUCACCUAUGAUGACAACUUUAUCGUCUCUCCAUUCCGUGAUGUCUUUCGCUACCUCAAGGACGUUCCCUACGACAAGGCCCAAAAGCUGAUCAAGCAACUCAACAACGGCCGUGCCGACAAGCGCAGCAACCUAGUCUCCAUGGCCGCUCCCCAGGACGAGUGCACCAACCCGACCAUGGGCUACCUCACCCGACGCGAGAUGCGCGAGCGUCGCGGGCCCGUCCGCCGCCAAGAGGUCAUCACCCCGGGCUACGUCACCAAGGACGACUGGGGCACGGAUGGCGACGACACCAACCACACGGCGGUGCCGUUCAUGCGCAACCCCGGCUAUUAUGAGUCGCGCGGUGGCUUCCCGACCGAGGGCAGCCCCGAGGUCGUUGAUGUCGUCUUUUACGACUUCAUUGAAAAGUACAUUCUGCAGUACCUUGGCAGCGGCUUCAACGCCAGCAUGGUAGACUGCUACGUUGACUGCAACUUUACUUCGCAGGACUUCCUGCUGCCCUACGCCAAGGCAGCCUGGCAGGACAAUAUCAAUGACUGCCCGAUUGAUGGCCAAUAA